AUUGACAAGAGCACCUCCUCCGGUAAGCGUGGAAGAGAUGGAGGCCCCAACCGUAGAAGACCAAAGGUAUUCGAUGGCAUAAAUGACAAAAGUUACAGCAUCAUCGGAGUCUAUGGCAUUGGGGGUGUUGGCAAAACAACUCUGCUCAUGAAUAUCAAUAAUCGCUUCAAAGAGCAGCCUUCUUUUGACACAGUUAUAGUGGUUACAGUGUCUGCCACUACAAAUAUAUUGAAUAUCCAAAAGAAGAUUGGCAAACGCCUCGGAUUGGACUUGUCGAGUUGCGGUGAGGAGGAUUCAAAAGAUAAGUUGUUGGGUGCUCUAAGGAGGAAGAAGUAUCUAUGGCAUGAACUGAAACUCGAGAGCAUAGGAAUCCCUCGACCCAAAAAUGAGAGUGGGUGUAAAAUUUUGGUAAGCAGCCGAAAUCAAGAUGUAUGUACUGACACAGGGGCAGAAUUCAUAAUAGAAGUGAAGAAAUUAUCAGAGGCGGAAGCUUGGAGACUAUUCAUUAAAAGAGCUGGUGGGAAUGUUACUUCACCUUCAAUAAAACCCCAUGCUGGAACUCUACUUAAAAAAUGUGAGGGCCCGCCCUUAGCCAUAAACACUGUUGCGCAUGCUAUGGAAAACCGACACACAAGGGGAGGGGAAUGGGAGGGUGCCGUUAGAGAAUUGAACCAGUCAGCUGCAAGCCUACGAGGUAUGAAGGAAAAAGUACUUGAUUGUUUAAAGUUCAGUUAUGAUAGACUAGAGAGUGAUAUGCACGAGUCUCUCUUCCUUUUUUGUGCUUUAUUUCCUGAGAACUGUUCAAUACACCGAUAUGAAUUAGCAGUUCUAUGCAUCGGAGAAGGAUUAGUGGACAGGCUAGGCAGCUUGAGAGCCACUCACAAUAAAGUUGCUACCUUGGUCGGGAGUCUCAAAAGCUCAUGUAUGCUAGAAAAUGGGGAAGAAGAGGGCGAGGUGAGAAUGCAUGAUAUAAUCCGUGAGCUAGCAACUGUGGAUCACCUCUCCAUUGUCACAGGGCAACAACAACGAAACUCUUGCGGCCAUCCCAUCCCAACAAGUAGUUUCUUUGAAUGCGUGGGACGCCUUCGUGUGCUUGAUCUUAGUUGUACACGGAUUGAAUCUCUUCCGUCUUCUCUUCCCUAUCAUUUAGUGGAUCUCCGUGUGCUCAUAUUAAGAGGAUGCAGUUGCCUGCAAGAAUUACCACCAAUUGGAGGGCUCCAACAACUCCAGGUUUUGGACCUUUGGUGUUGUAAAAAUUUGAAAACGAUGCCUGAUGGUAUGGGAGAUAUAAGUAAGCUAAGAUACUUGAAUUUAAGUGUAACACGGUUUGAAAUUCACAAAGGGCAUGGCGCCACAUUUCAACAACUUGGUGUACAUAAAUGUUAAAAGAUGUGAAGGAUUGGAGGAGGUUAUUGAAGAAGACAACAACAAUGAUGGACCAUCACCAUUAUCAUUAACUCUAUCCAAGUUAAUAACAUUGCGGUUCAAACCUCUACCGCUGCUCUGCUGAGCAGUAUAUGCGGCAAAUGUGUGUUGUUUUGCCCACUGAUUUAUCAUGUGAUGAUAGAGGAAUGCCCGCAACUAGAGAAAGAGCCACUUGAUGUCUACAGUGCAAAUGGGGCACUUGUAAUCAAAGGAGACAAGUGGGAAGGUGAGGUUGUUCAGAGGGAGUCAUGAUUUGAUGAGGCAGGCGACCAAAAUGAUGGUUGGUGCAAUGGCCCAUGGAAAGUUACUGCAGAUUCCAUUCAUGAUUUUUAUAUCCUCAAGGUGUACUCCUAGAGCAUGUAUUAGUACUCUUGAAGCGCUUGUCUUUAUUGCCGGAGUGACCUAUUCAACCAUCGGAACGAUGUGGCACCAGAAGGUCUACUGUCGGAGCGUAUGUCCUCAUUGUCGGAGCGACUUAUUCAACCUUCAGGGCACUAUUGCUUCAGAACAUAUACUGCCGGAGCGAGUCCUUGCAUUGUCGGAGCGCAUGUCUUCAUUGUCGUAGUGUUUAAAUGGACUAUCAGAGGGCAUGGGAAGAGAGUCGUGGGUAAAAGCCACGAGGAGAGAGAGGGGGGUAGUUUAAUCUUUUUUUUUCUUGUUUUGGAUUGGGGGGUUUUUGUGAGGAAAGAUGGUUGUGGGAAAAAAAAUGAGAGGAAAGGUUAGCUAGGGGAUAAGUUGCAUAGAUCAUAUAC
This is a messenger RNA of Amborella trichopoda, 2177 nucleotides long. NCBI's taxonomy places the organism in Eukaryota, Viridiplantae, Streptophyta, Magnoliopsida, Amborellales, Amborellaceae. The record is from RefSeq and is a predicted model, not a curated record.